AUGCUGUGCUACCAGUGGUUAUCCCUCGUGCUUGUCUUAGCGACUAAUGUCGUUGCGUGUACUGACUCACCCUCUCCAAGAUCAAAAGAGCCAAACAGUGUACCGUCUCAGUGCCAGGCACGUGCCUGGGUGAGAGCACCUGACAUGGUUCCCGGCGAAGUCAUCGCAGGGGAUGUCAAGAUUAAGCUUAGCGGACCAUGCACCGACGCCAAGAGCUAUCUGCUAGGCUUGCGCUAUAAGGAAAGAGUUUUUUUUCACGCUUUCGUAUCCUCCACUGAGCAUCCAAACAGAAGGGAAGAUGCGCCCAAAUGGGAGGAUGAUUGGUGGCCGUACGAGAACAAGGACUCGUGGUCUAUGCACGAGGAAGAACGAAUUGCCUUUGAGAUCAAGAAUUUUGAGUUGACUCAAAGCUUAAUGCAGAGAACAGAUACAUUAUCAAGAAACUUCACGGCCCGGUUCGGAGUUCUGGUACCAAAUACAAACUACCCUCCAGGAUUAGACUGUCGUCGAGGCUGCACGUAUGACUGGGGAGUGACUGAUAUAAUAUCCGGUGAAUCGAUUUACGAGUACUUUGUCGAAAUCGAGUUUAGCAAUGGUACCACUUCAGAGAUACCUGCCGGAGUGACAUCCUUUACCCCGUUCUACCUCUCGACGGAAAACAACGCACCCAGUGCUAACGUAUCUUUAUCUUCGACACGCUCCAGUUUUAGCAUGAAACCAUCAGUAGACGGGUUGCGGAGCAACUACACGGUUGAAGUAUCUUUUCCUGAAGGAGCACACGUCUAUCGAAACUCGUCCGUGAAUUUUACGGCUAUUGUUCAUCGGACAGGAUAUACGAAUCGGACAGACAUUCCUGUAGAGCUGUGUGCGUGCUUGACGAAUGACUUUAAAUGGCAUUCUCAAGAGCUCCAGAACAAAACACAACCGUUUCCAUCGUUCGUCAGGGCAUUGGUCCCCUCCAUUGUUACCAGGCAGCAUUCACCUCGUUCCCCAUGCAGAGAGAUCAGUUUUGCAGCAACCCCUGCAUCCUUGGCUCACGAAAGCCACAUUAUUUCCACGUCCUCCGAACCGCUUUCAUUAUCCCUCUACGUGGAACACGAUGAUGUGCCAGAUUUUUCAACCUACUAUCAGAAACUGGGACAUCUUGUCCGUCUGGAUCUCUUUAUCGCGCCUGAUCCAUCAGAGCCAUGCGAAAAUGAAUCCGAGGAGCUACAAUGGGAGGAGCUGCCAUGGGAGGAGCAGAUUCUGGACGCGGAUGAACUUGACUGGGUGCCCUGGAUGCCGACACAGACUCCUCCGAGUCCCCGAACCCUUUCCGGCAACACCAAUGUGCUGUCAGUCAUUUCAAUGCAGAAGCAGGGAUCUGUGCGAUUGAUGCCAGUCCACUACCUGUCUGACCAAGCUCGCCAACCAGUAUUUGUCCAUUCGUCGGACAUCGCUGACCUUCGUCUGAUGUUGCCAGAGGAACGUGAUCUCAUUGCCCCACUUACGCAGCCGUCUAUAAAGGUGUUUGCCAAGGGAGAAGAAAUUGCACACAGAUAUCGCACUGGCGGUGACUGGCAGUACCCGAUAUACGUUGGGGACACCUGGGUCAAGAAAGUACUGCCUAUGAUUACUAAGGAUCAGGGCGAGAGUCAUACUGUGGAUCACUUGCUCGUUGUGCAAUGA
Molecule: messenger RNA, 1668 nt
Organism: Suillus fuscotomentosus
Lineage: Eukaryota; Fungi; Basidiomycota; Agaricomycetes; Boletales; Suillaceae
Exons: 5
Coding region: 1-1668 (555 amino acids)
Source: RefSeq, a predicted model, not a curated record